Molecule: messenger RNA, 5090 nt
Organism: Geodia barretti
Lineage: Eukaryota; Metazoa; Porifera; Demospongiae; Tetractinellida; Geodiidae
Source: the annotation of a GenBank genome assembly
AGGACGGCAGAAGAUCAGGCCCUUCAGUAUGACGUCGAGACUUUGCAACUACUGACACACAGAAAUGGAUGUUCAUGCCCCUGCAUCAAGCGAGCAAUUAGUCAAUCAUCUCCUGUUGGUGGGACCGGGGAAAGGAAUGGUGUUUACAGCACCCGGUGGCUCCUCGUUCAAUUCAAGUAGAUCGUUCAAUUCGAGUGGAUCCAGUUGGUACACAGUCCACCCUCCUCAACCAACCAUCCUCAGAAGUUUCCCGGAAGACACUCGAGAUCGCGGUUCCAUCACGCCAGACGUGGCGUUUUUCUGUCAACCUGACGGUUGCUCCGUAGAUCUCCCCGAGCAACGCAUCCACCACUUCAUGUUGACGGACACCGAAACCAACCGGCGGACGUACGGAACCUGUCUCUCGUUCCCGCAUCUCUUCGACCCUCCACGGAGAGGAACGGAGGGUGAAACUUGCCCCGUGGGCUCGCCGGAAUCUGUCUGCAUCCAAGAAUGGGGCGUACUUUCACUCUGCGUUCUGAGUCACUACCCGUUUUUCACCUUCCUCCAUAAGGCCCUUCUCUCGCUCCAUCACUUCGUGGAGCAUUUUUUCGGGGAGGAUCUGACUUGGAAUGCGCUCAUUCACGGCGGUGUCUGCGAGGCGAGUGGAGAGGGGCACAGAACGGUGGUCGAAAUUGAAAAGUGGGUGGGGCAGCUACUCUCCAUGAGGGCACCGCAGCAGGGUCAGAGUGCGCUGGAGGUCGAACUAGAGGUCGAUCCCGCGGUAUCGGUUUCAAUACCCCCGGCAAAUCGUCUUCCCCUCUUGGACCUGAGCGUGUGUCGGCUGUUUCAGAGGCUCGGUGUCUGCUGCGUUCUUGAGAUUUUCAAACUUGUUUUGGGCGAACAGAAGGUUUUUCUCUAUUCAGAAGAUGUGUCAUUUGUCUCGGAGUGUGUCCUUGUCCUCCUCUCCCUCCUCUACCCUCUUCAAUACCUCUUUCCCUGCAUCCCUCUCCUCCCCACCUCCAUGCCCACUGCCGAAAAUUUGCUAAUGGUUCCGACGCCUUUCUUUAUCGGCGUUCACAAGAGUUUCAUCGAUAAACUGGGAGACACGCGCCACUCGGAAGCAUGGAUGGUCAACUUGGACACCAAACACCUCGAGUGUCCAACUUGCUCAGACCAACAGACCGUUCCGGAGUUUCCUUAUAGUAUCCUCCAGCUUCAGGCUGACAUCAGAAAGGUCCUAGACCACCUGGAGAGAGAGGAUCUGCUGGACUGGGACAGAGAAGACACUAGUAUCGUCUCGUUUGCCACCCACACCACCACCGGAGAGGACCGCCUCAUUGCGCUCAGAGACGAGGUGGACGUAAUGAUAAGAGUCGCGUUUGUCGAAUUUCUCUUCAGCCCCGAGAUCCUGGGCUGCACUGAGACGUUCAUGGUCAUCUACAGACUGUUUACACGUCCCGUCGUCGCCAUAAAGAAUACCGCCUUUAUCCAUGGUUACCAGAAGAGUAGCCCGGCGACCAAUACAGAGUUCAUUCAGAACCUCAUUAGGAGUCAGGGAAUAGAGUAUUUCUUUGAGUGGAGUCUCAACCCCAGCAACUCUGCCUUCAAUGAAAUAAGAAGAGGUAUACAUGCAGUUGACCGACUGAGUGACAAGCAAUAUCAUUACGUACACAAGUCUGGACUUACCAUCCACCAGAUAUGCCUCUAUACGCUGAGCGACGAGAGUCUUCUCUAUCAGGAGAUGCUGGCCUACAAGGCGAGCCACGCCUCCUAUUACCUCGUCUCGUCCACCGACCUCCCCUCCGAGGAAGAUGAGGAUGAGAGUGAUUGGGAGAUUCUAGCAGCCACUCAGCACACCAACAGUGUGGAGCUCCCCAUGUCCAGCCCCAGCUCAUACACCUCCGAAGAACACGCCCCCUCGUUUAGCCUCGGAGCCUACCCCACCCAUCAGCUCCUAGUCACGACAACCACCCCGGACUACGACGCAGAGCGGUUACUCCGCGACACCGAUGUUGGGGUGGGGUUUUACCCCGCUGCACUACCUCAGCAGCUGACGGAAGCCGAGGUUCACAUACCCCACCCCGGCGAGGUAAUCUCAAAUUCCGUUCGUGUUCACCCCGACGAAGUCGACACUCCGAAAUCUUCCGUCUCCGACCCCUCCCCCCUGACAACUGUUGCCGUAGAUACCCCACCUGUUGCCGCGGAUACCCUCCCGGUUCCCGUGGAAACGCCCUCCCCCAUUCCAAUGAGAAGGCCCGGUUUGUCGCCGGAUGAGAAUCGUGUUUUUUACCCUGUGAGAAACACAGCUGUCCGAGUGACUAGCCUCGUUCCAGAUUCCCUCCAAUUACCCCCGGGGCCGAGAAGGAGAAUCGUUAUCUCGUCUGCUUCAUCGCUGACGUCAUCGUGCGAUGGAGACGAGAGCGAUGGAGACGAGAGCGAGGUGGCGAGCGACGACUCCGUAGAUGGAGUAAUACCCCGGAGUAGGGCUCUAUCCCACUCCGCCACUGGCCCCCGCAAGAAGAGGUGGACGGGGAGCUACGAAUAUUUGGCCCCCGGGGGGCACAUGGAGGGGGUUCCUCGGGCACAUAGCGUGUCUCCAACCCCAUUCAGUUGCUCUUCAGUCGAUUCGUACAGUGAAGAUGACACGGUGUUGGUUACCAGGCGACGGGUUGAUACGUACCGCAACACUCAGACCCACGGCUCCUUGUUCAACCUAUCCCCUGCCCCCUCUAUGGAGGUCGUCGAAUUUUCGACCCCCUACGGGGGGCCCAGCCCCUCUAGUUCCAGUCUCGGACGAUCCUCCUCACUCAGGUUGCCACGGGAACGUCACACCUCUCCCUACCCACCUUCCUUUACGAAUUCCUCCCAGGCUCCCAUGGCAACCAUGUCUCGCACUGUCCCUUUAUCGGCAAUCACACACACCAAAGUGCUGGAACACCAGAUACAAGAACUGGUUCAGAAGCUCCUUGACGGGCAGGGGCUCCCCCUCAUUAAACCCCCAGCGCUGCGGAGGAUGGCUGGUUACGAGAAGACACGUGUCAUGGUCCUGCGUCAGUUGGAGACGGAGCUGGGCGUGAGGAGACCUGGGGACCUGAAGAUGGCAACCGAUUCUCAAAUAUUGCCUGUCGGAGUAUCUAAAGCUGUCUACAGGGGCCUACUGGAUCUCCUCAAGUAUUUCCUCGGCUACGUUGAGGAGGAGCUACAGAAAGAACCGGAAGCUUCCAUUUUCUCCGUAUUUCUCCUACUGAGAAUUGCCUUCAGCAUCUUCCUCCUCCCGAAAGGGGCGUCGUCGUCAAAACCGAGGACUCCGCCCGGGAAGCGACGCCCACCUGCCCAGGACUCCUCCCUCUCGUUCCUGCCCCACAUCUCCACGGCGAUAACCCCCGCCACGCUGGCCCCGGGGAAGACAGUUGCCAUCUCUAACUCACCGAGAAGGUCUCCUGUGUUGCCACGGAGAGACACAGCCAACAAUGGAGAACACAGAUCACUCCAACAAGACGACCGGGAGAGCACUCCGCAGCAAAGUGCUGCAGUUGGUACACCAGUUCGGGCGAGAGUGAGGAGAGAUGAAGAGAGAGGGAGGAGGGAGGAAUGUGGAGAAGAAUCCAACUCCAGUGGAGUAGCUGACGAUGCGCCCACACCGAAAGUGUCACUCGAUUUGACCAACGCCUCUAUCUGUUACGACACCCCGAGUGCUGCCGCGCCCCCUCUUUCGGGGCGAGUUCGCGAGUUUCCGUCCUCCCGUUCUACUUCCAACACCCCCGAGUCCCGUUCCCAUUCCAGGUCCGGCUCUAGAGAGGGGAAUCCCCCACCACCACCCCCUCUCCACAAACCGGGCUCCCCGUUGGUCGCGAUGCACCGUCGUCUUCGCUCGGAAGCCGACCUGAAUACCCUCCUGAGAGGCUACAAUAGAGAUACCCAGUUUCUUUACAAGGACAUCACAAAGGCCCUGGGACCAGGCGGGAAGGCGUUUAUGAUGGAGCGAAUGUUCUGGAACAUUCUGUUUAUGUCUGUGGUGACCGUUGAACGGAGCUAUCUGGGAUGGAACGAAAAUACAGCCGACCUCUACCAGAGGUACAACUCCCUGUCAGAAGGCCAUCGUCAGGCAUUUGGUGCAGAUGAGGACUACCUCCUCAGCCUAAUCCUCCACAACCUCCUUGUCUACAUGCUGGCCCUGGGAAAGACGGCGGCAGAGACGACAGACAUUAUCCACCGCCUCACGGCACGCACGAGGCUCGCGACUCUCGAGGAGAAACAGCUGCAGAAGACCCUGAGAAUUGUGGAACAGAAUGUUAGUCUGUCGAGCUACAUCAUCUCUCCCAGUGCAGGCUUUUCCGUGCGCAUUAAUGAAGCACGUGCGGUUAAAUAACGCUCGCGAAAAAUCCAUGCAGGGCAAACUCUCCCUCACUCGAAAUUUUCCCACUUUGUAAUUUAGGGGGCACCCUAAUCUUUAGACCCCUUCUAUUUAAUCCCUUCAGGAGCACAUUUCAUGCAUAAAAUAUACCAGUGGACUAUAUACUUCGACUUGUGUAUCUGAAUCCAUCGUGAUUAUCAAUGCUUGUUUAACCUAUGCGUGGAUACCUAUUGAUGACAUCAUUAUGAUGCAAUGCCAAAUUGGAACUCAUUAGUGUGUGGACAGAUGACAUCAUUAUAUGACGUAACCCCCAUUAGAGUUCGCAGGAGUUGGACCUGAGUGACCUUGGACUGAUGUCGCUGUACAGCGAGGUCCACCCGACUGUGUCCUACAUUGUCCACUACGGCAUCAACAUGAUAGCACCAGUGUACAAACUGCAGAUCACUAGCGACUGCCUGAUUCUGAGGCGAUUCCCGGACGAGAGGAUCUCAAUGCGACUGUGGAACGACAGGAUUUCUACCAUCUUCAAUAAUGAUCGCCGGGCGACCGUAACUAUCCAUUACCGUGACAACAGCGGCGAGUGCAGACAUCACUUCCACUCCAAAGAGUUUUUGAAAGUUUACGAGUCCCUGCAAAUUUUGGUGUCAGUGGGAACAAUUUUAAGCUAGCACUCGUUUUAUAUACAUGGACACGUUGAUUUUUACUGCAAUCACCAUUUUUCAUCUUUUGCCAAGUGAUUUUUGACGAAUUACAA